AUGGAUUUGUACAAAUUGACCGCAAGCGAGGUCGUCGCCAGGACCAAGGCGGGGGAACUCACCGUGGAGGACUAUGCGCGCUCACUCCUCUCCCGCAUCAAAGAGCGUGAUGAAGCAGUCAAGGCGUGGGCAUAUUUAAAUCCAGACUAUGUGAUCGAACAAGCCAAGAAACUGGACCAGGUUGCCCCUGAGGCUCGAGGUCCGCUACAUGGCGUCGCUGUUGCUGUCAAGGACGUGAUAUAUACCAAAGAUAUGCCGACGCAGUUCAACUCUCCUAUAUAUGAGAACGACGCACCGCAAGUAGACGCGGCUUCAAUCAUCAUCCUUCGUCACGCUGGCGCCUUGAUCCUAGGCAAGACCACGACCACUGAAUUUGCAGCCACAACGACGGGCCCCAAGACAUCCAACGCCCAUGAUCCUAAGAGAACGCCUGGUGGUUCAUCUUCCGGAUCAGGUGCUGCUGUUGGCGACCUUCAAGCACCCAUUGGAUUAGGCACGCAAACGGGGGGGAGCACCAUCAGACCAGGUUCGUUCAACGGCAUCUACGCACUGAAACCAACGUGGAACGCAAUCUCUCGCGAGGGACAAAAGAUCUACUCGCUCUUGUUCGACACCUUGGGUCUCUAUGCACGCAGCGUUGCCGAUCUCGAAUUAUUGGCGGACGUUUUUGAGAUCCACGACGACGAGCCAGCGAAUUCCUCCUUCCAGAUCCAAGGCGCCUCUUUCGCCAUCUGCAAAACAAUGGCGUGGGAUCAUGUCGGUGACGGAACUGCAAAAGCAAUGGACAAGGCGAAGGCUCUUCUCGAGUCGCACGGCGCUACGGUACAGGAGAUUUCACUCCCUGAGCAUUUGAAGGACUUGCCAGCGUGGCAUGCCACUGUGCUCAACUCAGAAGGCCGUACUGCUUUUCUGCCCGAUUAUCGCAAGGCCAAGGACAAGCUGGCUCCUUUUCUGCAUGCGCACGUCGAGAACACGCAUGGCAUAUCGCGAGCCCAGCAGGUUGGGGCUUGGGACAAUAUUGCCGCAGCAAGACCCCAGGUCGAUAAGCUGCUUGGCCAAUAUGACGCUGUCAUUGUCCCCAGCGUGCCUGAUGAGGCACCCACAGGCCUUGAGAGCACCGGUAGUGCAGCAUUCAAUCUGAUCUGGACGGCUCUGCAUACACCAGUCGUCAAUGUUCCUGGUUUCCAAGGCGCCAACAAGAUGCCCAUCGGCCUAUCUCUCGUCGGUCCCCGAUACCACGACCGCAAGCUGCUUUCUGUGAGUAAGGAGGUGGGCGAGAUUUUUGAGGCGGAAGGUGGUUGGACGAGGAAGAAUAUUUGA
Emericellopsis cladophorae is the source of this 1320-nucleotide messenger RNA. RefSeq lists its product as uncharacterized. The record is from RefSeq and is a predicted model, not a curated record. The transcript has 3 exons. Bases 1 to 1320 code for a protein of 439 amino acids. Lineage: Eukaryota; Fungi; Ascomycota; Sordariomycetes; Hypocreales; Bionectriaceae. Gene Ontology annotation, molecular function: catalytic activity.